AUGGCGGCAGAGAGGGUGUUCUUGUCGCUGUCUUUGGCCGAAGAGACGUUGGCGGUGACGGUUCUUUUUAGGUCCACCGUUGCCGAGAUCUGGUGCUCCGCCACAGUCCGCUCUUUCGAAGCCAUCGACUCGGGGGAAAUCAGCGGUAUUCCACCACCGCCCAGAUCUGGUGCUCCGCUGUCAGUUCCGCGUCCAAGGCCAUCGAUUAGGCGCAAACAGUGA
This is a messenger RNA of Linum trigynum, 222 nucleotides long. Lineage: Eukaryota; Viridiplantae; Streptophyta; Magnoliopsida; Malpighiales; Linaceae. The record is from the annotation of a GenBank genome assembly.